This is a messenger RNA of Xiphophorus maculatus (southern platyfish), 3986 nucleotides long. Its product is annotated as choline transporter-like protein 2. The coding region runs from base 178 to 2364 and encodes 728 amino acids. Gene Ontology annotation, biological process: choline transport; transmembrane transport. Gene Ontology annotation, molecular function: choline transmembrane transporter activity. Gene Ontology annotation, cellular component: membrane. The record is from RefSeq and is a predicted model, not a curated record. Lineage: Eukaryota; Metazoa; Chordata; Actinopteri; Cyprinodontiformes; Poeciliidae. The transcript is spliced from 22 exons.
ACAUGCAGGCAGGUGGAAGCAGUUGCUUUCAGAAGAAGCAGAAGAGGAGGAGUGUUGCGGAUUAUUCAGACAGGUCGGACUGGUUUUGCGCUCCGUUUGCGCUUCUCUCGUUCAUUCACUGGCAGGAGCAGAAGUUAACUUUUUCUAUACGUCUCGGCCCUGAAAGCGAGCUUCAACAUGCCCGAGGAGGAAGACAGCUAUGGAAAACACGGUGAACCCUUCAAACACGACCCCUCCUUCAAGGGACCCAUCCAGAACAGAUCCUGCACCGAUAUCGUCUGCUGCAUCCUCUUUAUUGUCGCUAUACUCGGCUAUAUUGCAGUGGGAAUACUUGCCUGGUCCCAAGGCGAUCCAAGGAAGGCGAUCUACCCAACAGAUAGUAGAGGCGACUUCUGCGGACAGGCCGGGACUCCACUCGAGAAUAAGAGGAAGUUGUUCUACUUCAACAUCAUGAAGUGUGCCAGCCCCAUGGUGCUGCUUUCAUUCCAGUGUCCAACCACACAGCUGUGUGUGGAGACGUGUCCAGACAAGUUCAUGACCUUAACCAAAGCCUAUACCAACGACAAAGACUUUGAUUACUACAAAACAUUCUGCAAGGAGACUGUGACGCGUUCAAUGAGUCUACCAGACAUUCUUCGUGAUCGUCUCUGCCCCUCUAUGCUGAUCCCCAGCAAGUCAUUCACCCGUAGGUGCUUUCCGGAUUUGGGCCUAAAAGGAGGUGUAGUAACUGUCGGAAACAGCACCAAGUUUGAGGAUGGAGAUGGAAAAAUGAGGGAUGCUAAAGAUCUUGUGGAUGGAGUAAAGAAUGCCACUGUGGUCAUGGAGGCUCGUCAGGUGGUUAUGAAAAUCUUUGAGGAUUACACUCAUUCCUGGUACUGGAUCCUUAUAGGGCUGGUCAUCGCCAUGCUCCUCAGUCUGCUGUUCAUCGUCCUCAUGCGCUUCCUGGCCGGCGUCAUGAUCUGGAUCAUCAUCAUCGCUGUGAUAGCUGUAAUAGGAUACGGAAUCUUCCACUGCUACAUGGAGUAUGCCAACCUGAAGAACGAGCCGGGCGCUAACGUGACUCUGCAGGAGCUGGGCCUCCAGACAGACUUCACCGUCUACCUGCACAUCAGACAAACAUGGCUGGCCUUCAUGAUUAUCCUGGCCAUCGUGGAGGUCAUCAUCAUCCUGCUGCUCAUCUUCCUGCGGAAGAGGAUCCUCAUUGCCAUUGCUCUCAUCAAAGAGGCCAGCAAAGCCAUUCGAUACAUGAUGUGUUCCAUGUUUUACCCGCUGUUCACCUUCUUGCUCCUGGCAAUAGUCGUCGCUUACUGGGCCGUAACUGCUGUCUUCUUGUCCACUUCCAAUGAGGCCAUCUACAAAGUGGUCAAUCAGUCGGCUUGUGUGCACUCUGGAGAAAAUUGUGAUCAUGCUAACUAUUCCACAAGUAAGAUGAAAGCAGACUGCCCGGAGUCAGAGUGCAAUUUUGCCUUCUACGGCGGAGAAACGGUUUACCACAAGUACCUGAUUGCCCUGCAGUUCUACAAUGUCUUCCUCUUCUUCUGGUGCGCCAACUUCGUCACCGCUCUGGGACAGAUGUCUUUAGCUGGGGCUUUCGCCUCCUACUAUUGGGCCUACUCCAAGCCAGGCGACAUCCCCACCUUCCCGGUGUUUUCCUCCAUGGGGAGAUCUCUAAGGUAUCACACAGGGUCUCUGGCGUUUGGUUCUCUAAUCUUAGCAAUCGUUCAGAUCAUCAGAGUUCUGCUGGAAUAUUUGGACCACAAGCUGAAAGGAGCCCAAAACAAAUUUGCAAAGUUCCUGCUGUGCUGUCUGAAGUGCUGCUUCUGGUGUUUGGAGAAAUUCAUCAAGUUCCUGAACAGAAACGCCUACAUUAUGGUGGCGAUCCAUGGCAAAAACUUUUGCGCCUCUGCAAUGAAUGCUCUCAAUCUCCUCAUGAGAAACCUUCUCAGGGUCGCUGUCGUAGAUAAGGUGACGGACUUCCUGUUGUUUUUGGGAAAACUGCUCAUCGUUGGGCUUGUGGGGGUCUUUGCCUUCUUUUUCUUCUCUGGAAGAGUGAAAGCCUUUGAGAAUACAGCUCCCAACCUGCACUAUUACUGGGUGCCAAUCCUGACUGUGGUGAUUGGCUCGUAUCUCAUCGCCCACGGGUUCUUCAGUGUAUACGACAUGUGUGUGGACACGCUGUUCCUCUGUUUCUGUGAAGACCUGGAACGCAAUGACGGCUCACCUGCGAGGCCUUAUUACAUGUCAACAACUAUCCGGGAGAUUCUGUGGAAGGGCGAGGUGGCAGAUCAGAGUGCCUCUGCUGCACUGCAGCCUCAGGAUGAAGACGGCGCGCUGAAAAAUCCCCAGGAGAAGGACGAACUCUAAAGAUGAGGACUUUGUGCUGAAUUAGAAGGGCAACAAAAAGUGUGGUGAUCCUCCGUUUUGAGGAGCAGAAACAUUGAUGAACAAUACGACGACAAAUUGCCUUAAAUGGAACCAUUUAGUUACAAAUAGCCGUUGAAAAGCUUCCUUUUUAUUAAUAUUAGAAAACUUAAGGUGAUGAUUAAAUGUAACGCGUCCUAUACCAAUACAGGUAUCGCCGUAUCGGAUUAGUUCCGCCGAUACUGAUCCGAUACAGAAAAAUGGUGCCGAAUUGACUUAAAAUUUAUAUAUAUUUUUUGGACGAGUACAGCUCACUUUAAUACACCGCUAGCUUCACAAGCUUGGUCAAACAUGUAAAAACACAACUUUAAUUUGUUCAAUCAGUGCAGCAAGGACUGUAACAGCUAAUGUAAAAAUAAAUUAUAAAGAAACUGACAAAAACAAUAAGUUUACUACUUUGGUCAAACGUGUAAAAAUAACUUGCAACUUUCAUUAAAAAUAAAUUAGGAAUAAUUCAGCACCAUUUUCCUUGCUUGGUUUGUUUAGACCAAACCUCAUGAGUGGUUUUCACUGCUCAACAGUUGACGUUUCCAUUGCUUAUUCAUCAUUGAGAAAUUUGGCCAAUGCAUUAUCGUUUGAGUACUUUUGUAAAAUGUUCAGAAGUCUAUGAAGUGAAGAAUUUCUGACAGGAUGGGAUUCAAAUUUGAAGCGUUUCUUCAAAGUGCAGUAGCACAGUAGCGUACUUUUCUUCUUUGGGGAUUGUGUUCAUCUCCUCAGUUAAACCAGUGGGAAACUCUGGCUGCCAUUUUGACACUUUUGCCUUUUUAAAUGGUUGCUUCUGCAACCAGUGGAAACUUGACGGCCAUGUUGUGCCUCUGGUCCUCCAUUUCUACUAAGACUGUAAAACAUUAGGUAGCUUUAAAACUAAUGUCCAAAAAACUACAACAUCCUGCACUUUAUUUCAACACUAAGCCAUAUUUCAUUUUAUUCUAUCUGUAGCUGCGUUCCAUCGACCAUAUAAUUACACAAUUUAACACUUUGAAAUUAAAGAUGCUUCAUGCAAACAUGACAAUUUUGGAAAAAUUCUUGUUUUUCGAUGAAAAGUUUGUUAGAAUGCAGUUUUGGUUUAUUUCCCAAAACUGUAGUUGAAACACUUUCUUUGCGUCACACAAGUCACAUGAUCAACAACCGGACGUUUUAAUUGGUGCAAACCACCAAGACAGGAAGUGGUAGGAGGAUCAUGGCAUGGCAUGUUUUUAAUGACUUAUCAUGCGAACAAAGGUAUUCACAUAGGAUUUUAAUUGCUUUUCUUAUUUAACUGAAACACUGCAAUUACAAAAUUUCUGGGGCGUUUAUGACAUUAGCAGAAUAUUGACAGAGUUUUGAGAUUUGUAAUGAAAACGCAGCUACUGGCACUUCCAAGACGAAGCAAGGUUUAUGAUUUUUAUUUUCUAGGUUGUAGAUGUUUGACAACUCUUCCAAACAUAUUGUUGGUUGAACAGUUUCCUCAUCCAUAUGAACAGUUCACUGUGAUGAAGAAUGACUACGACUGCAUGUUUCUGUUUGAACUAUUAAAGCUGGAUGCCUUUUGUUCCUAUUAAACAAACAAGUCUUUGUCUCUGAAA